AUUAAGAGAACGUGUUUUUUAAUUAAUUUAUAUAAUUGAUUUGUCCUCGAUAUAUCGUCUCACUUUUGCCAAAAGGUUACGCUCACAUGCAACGGUGUGAGUGAUCAAUAUAGGUCUUCACUUUCACUCUUCGGCCAUUCGUGUUUAACACUUGAUGUAAUCGCAUUCCGAUAUUUUGUGAUAUUAAGAAAAGUCGUUUUGUUGCUUCAGUCAGACGUCGCUAUCAUCGUGUAAACCUAAGCUUUAUCGACUACUACACAAAUGUACGGAAUAAUACCGAUCUCGAAAGAUUUUUCAAAAGUGGUAUUUAUCUGAAAUCUGAGAUGCAUGUUGUGAGGAAAUAGACACCGAUGCCACGAGGCACUUCGAUACACGAAUUUUACAUAUGUUAGUUGCCUAAACGUGUGUUCUAUAACUGUCAACUAAGAAUACAUACCUAUAUGUUAUUGGAAUCUAAAUACAAUUUUAUUUUAUAAAGAUAUUAGCAAUGAACGAAUUUAAUUGCUCUUACGAAAGUUUAACGUUUGACGAAGCCUGCGUAAGUGUAAUAUCUGACAAUGGAAACUUUGAUAAGUGGCUCUAUUCGCUCUCUACAGAUUGCUUAUCAUGUCCAUAUAAACGAAUAGCGCAGAUUUCGAGCAAUGCCAGCUUGAAAUUCAGUACGAUUAAAACGAUAAAAUGGAGAGUAUUAAAUAAUAGCGGAAGCGACGAAUAUGUAUCUGCCAAAAUUAAAAGCAAUAUUGUUUGCGAACUGUCUCCAAAUCUUGGGCAAUAUGGUUUAUACGAAUUGGCGGUACAAAAUAAUACUUGUAACUUUAGAACUGUGAAGAAUCCAACAUAUCCGUACACAGAACUCUUCAUUAUUUUGGGAAUAAUUGUAUUUAUCUUAUGUGGUAUAUCUGCUGGAAGAUCUUUAUGGUACAUCUUUAAAAGACGAUGCGUAAAAAACGUCAGGAAUGAAUCAAAUAAUAAACCGACAAAACGUCGCAUAAAAGCUAUCGACGCAUUCAGAGGGGUCAGUACUCUUUUCAUGAUUUUCGUUAAUGAUGGCUCCGGUAGUUAUACUAUAUUGGGACACACAACUUGGAAUGGCAUGUUACUGGGAGAUCUAGUAUUUCCUUGUUUUAUAUGGAUCAUGGGUGUUUGCGUUCCCAUAGCCUUGUCGGUACAGUUAAAACGUGGAGUUUCCAAGCUUCAAAUCAGUUAUUCCAUUUUAAAGAGAAGUUUUCUUCUAUUUCUGAUAGGUGUUGCGCUGAAUACAUUAGGAACAAACGCGCAAUUGGAAAACAUACGUAUAUUUGGAGUUCUUCAACGAUUCGGAGUUACAUAUCUGGUCGUUGGCCUAGUGUAUCUCUGUUUUCCACCCCAACAGUCAAAAACUCUUCAUCAGAACUCAUCAUCGACUUGGAUAAUACGUGAAAUGCAAGAUAUAUUAAGCCUUUUGCCACAUUUUUUCGUAAUGUUGUGUCUAAUAUUUGUACAUUGCGCUCUAACGUUUGGUCUUCCAGUUCCCGAAUGCCCCACGGGGUAUCUUGGACCAGGCGGAAGACACGAAGAUGGUAAAUAUUUUAACUGUACCGGAGGUGCGGCUGGAUAUAUUGAUAAAACUAUACUGACUUUGAAUCAUAUUUACCAAAAUCCAACUAUCAAAUUCGUUUACGGAUCCGGUCCUUUCGAUCCCGAAGGAAUUUUAGGAUGUCUCACAGCGAUAUUUCAAGUAUAUCUAGGUGUACAUGCUGGUGUAAUUCUGAUGAUAUAUAAAGACUGGAAAGAACGUGUUAUCAGAUGGCUUUUGUGGGCAAUGUUUUAUGGUUGUCUGGGUUGCGCCUUUCAUUUCACCAACAUUAUACCCGUUAAUAAAAAUUUGUGGUCUUUGUCAUUCGUAUUUGUUUCAACUUCUUUUGCUCUGGCUUUCCUUUCUGGCUGUUACUUGCUAAUUGACGUUAUCAAAGUUUGGCGAGGUGGUCCUUUCAGAAUUCCCGGCAUGAAUGCACUGGUAUUAUACGUGGGUCACAGCAUGUGUUAUCAAAUUUUCCCGUUCCAUUGGAGGAUCGGCGCCAUGGACAGUCGUGCUUUAUAUUUAAUUGAAUCAAUUUGGGUGGUAACUCUCUGGGCGAUUAUAGCGUAUAUUAUGCAUCGUAAACGAACAUACAUCACACUUUGAAUUAUAUCUAUUCAUAGCGUAUUAUUAUACUACAUCGUAUUUUCAAUUUAGUUAACAUAUAAACGAUAUGCUGUUAUGUUUGAGAUCACGAUUAUAUAUAUGCGCAUAUAUUAAUUGUCGAAAUUCGACGAUCACAUUUUUCACGCCACUUCCGACGUUUUGCAUGAUCUAUCACAUUUUCUGUUAUA
Molecule: messenger RNA, 2352 nt
Organism: Temnothorax curvispinosus
Lineage: Eukaryota; Metazoa; Arthropoda; Insecta; Hymenoptera; Formicidae
Product: heparan-alpha-glucosaminide N-acetyltransferase
Exons: 11
Coding region: 488-2164 (558 amino acids)
Source: RefSeq, a predicted model, not a curated record